This is a messenger RNA of Anopheles funestus (African malaria mosquito), 880 nucleotides long. RefSeq lists its product as uncharacterized. The coding region runs from base 17 to 820 and encodes 267 amino acids. Lineage: Eukaryota; Metazoa; Arthropoda; Insecta; Diptera; Culicidae. The transcript is spliced from 2 exons. The record is from RefSeq and is a predicted model, not a curated record.
CCCCCGAUGGGAGUGGAUGCGGCUGAGGAAACAAUAUAAAACGUUCGGACGUAGUCGGGCGCUGGUUCAUUCGCUAACUGCGCUCCCUGGGGAAGGUAGAAGUCACCACAACUUGGGAAAGGUUUAUCACCAUCAGCUGGCAAACAAAAUGAAGGCACUGCUCCUGCUAGCACUGCUGUCCGUGACUAUUUCGGCUAUCGUAGCUGAUCGUGACGAGGCGCUCAGUGUGUUCACACAGCUAAAACGCGUCAAGAAGGGCCGUUUGUUCGGUGCGCAAGAUGAUUUCGUUUCGCUCGUACAGUCCGAGCUGCUGCUGGCCGAGGAGGAGUACGUGCGUUCUUCCAUCACGGGAGAAUCAUCCAUCCUGCAGGAGUUGGCUACCGCCGAAGCUCAAGCAAGUGGUCCAAACUGUGUAGACUUUAUCCGUCAGAAGACGGCACUCAUGCUGAAUCUGGCCGGUGUAUCGUACACUUCCUGUCUGCACCAAGUGGACGAUGCACUGUACGCGAAGCUGUCGAAGGCUACGGAUGGAGCGGUAUCGCGCGACCAGUACGACCAGGCCAACGUGUUGAAUGCGUUCCGGGGUGAGAAUAUCUUCGUCGAUCCGGCGCGCAUUCGCAGCAAGCUGCAGGAGCGUAUGCGCGCCACACUUAAGCUACCGUCGAUGAGUGCGGAAUCGGUGAGGGAGAUCCGUGAGGAGCUGGGCGAAGUGAAGGAACAGUUUGUUGUGUGCAUGAAAGAGGCACGGGCUGGAUUGGAUACGUCACUGGAAGGUACCUCGAAGCAGUAUCAGAUUGUGUGUGCGAAAAAGCAUGAAUAAGAUACGGAAGAUGAUCUAAUAAACAGUACGCGCUUUUGUUUGUUGAUUGAAUAUAAUAAA